UCCUCUCUCUCUCUCUCUCUCUCACUUGGGUACUUCACGAUAUGUCUACUGAGACUGGAAAUCACGAACAAGUCUUGCAAGACUUGAAGAGCUUCAUAGCUGACACGAAAAUCCUCAUCGAAAGAGUUAUGAAAAUGCGCAUCGAAUGCAAAGAAGUACAAAUGACCAUGCUUCGUUUGUUCAAUCCCAAAUGUAUUAAGAUUCUUGAAAUUUCCAACGAAGUGUCGCGCAAGAAUACAACCACAGUCAGGCACUUUCCCGAACACAGGAAUAUCAAGACGAAGCUUGUUAAUUUAAAAAAAUCUGCCAAGGUUCAUUUCGAGUGA
This is a messenger RNA of Copidosoma floridanum, 326 nucleotides long. RefSeq lists its product as uncharacterized. NCBI's taxonomy places the organism in Eukaryota, Metazoa, Arthropoda, Insecta, Hymenoptera, Encyrtidae. The record is from RefSeq and is a predicted model, not a curated record.